Messenger RNA from Eleginops maclovinus (Patagonian blennie), 2198 nucleotides. Its product is annotated as doublesex- and mab-3-related transcription factor A1-like. The record is from RefSeq and is a predicted model, not a curated record. The transcript is spliced from 2 exons. Gene Ontology annotation, cellular component: nucleus. Bases 877 to 2076 code for a protein of 399 amino acids. Lineage: Eukaryota; Metazoa; Chordata; Actinopteri; Perciformes; Eleginopidae. Gene Ontology annotation, biological process: sex differentiation; regulation of transcription by RNA polymerase II. Gene Ontology annotation, molecular function: protein binding; DNA-binding transcription factor activity, RNA polymerase II-specific; RNA polymerase II cis-regulatory region sequence-specific DNA binding.
CUCUGCAUUGCAUGGUUGUAAUGUAGUGAGGUGGGAAGUCUUUCUUAAGGUAAUACAACACUUUACUGUCUUUUUGCACACUCUAUUGGAGUAUAAAUAGGAGACAGUGAUUGUUUAUAUAACCCCCCUCCUCCCGGUUACUCUGUGUUUCUGCUCCCGUAGUUGUUCUGGGUAAUGACAGUAAGACAAUCUGCUGCAUGUAACUGGAUAACUGUGAAUGCACAGCAGUGAAUGAAACAUGUGACAAGCUGUGAUUAGUGUGUGUUGACAGAUGGGUCCUUUGUGGAGCUAAUUUGUAGAGCAGCAUAACCAGGUAGGUAAUUACCUGUUGCUCUGCUGCUGUCAGGGCCAUUGUUGUGUUAACACAUUACUAACAGAGGAUAUUCUCGGCUCAGCAGGAGAGCGCAUUGUAGGAAGCUGACCUGAGGCCACAUGCAUACAAACUAGAUUUAUACUUUCAAAUUGAUAAUAAAAAACAUAAUGUGUUUAAUCAUAAAUUCAUUGCAAAGCAGGGAAGAUGCAAUAAAUGUAUGAUUUAUGUGAAUAAUCUUAGUCUUCCUUCUUCCUAAAGCAACAGGUUCCUGCAGAUUAAACAUGUAAAACAUAUCUUAAAGCAUCAAACACUUUAAUGUAAGUCUGAGUGUUUUUUCCUUACAUAUCACUUUAAGUGUUGUUCUGAAUGGCAGCUGUGUGUAUGCUCAGAUUAAAGCACCAUUCAACCGCAUACAAAUAAACAUGCUGAUGUUCAGAGGCUGGAGAAAGGGGAGUGUCGGUGUUGAGUUCCAUGGAGGAGCACCACCUAUAAGGAGCUGCUGUAGGGCCUCCUGGCAUCAGUCCCUCAGAGGAGCAUAACAGGACUUUACCUCUCAGUGCGUAAUGGAAGGCAGGAUCACCCAACUCGGCCUGGCCGGGCACAGCGCCUCCCCUCUCGGAGGAAUGCAGGUUCCCCCAGCCCUUCUGCGGCCCCCUCCUCUCUUCCUGCGGGCCUGUAACCCCGUUCUUGAGAGGGGCUACCCCCGCACCCCGAAGUGUGCCAGGUGCAGGAACCACGGCGUGGUGUCUGCACUGAAGGGCCACAAGCGCUUCUGCCGCUGGAGGGACUGCGUGUGCGCAAAGUGCACGCUGAUAGCGGAGCGGCAGCGCGUGAUGGCCGCGCAGGUGGCCCUGAGAAGGCAGCAGGCCCAGGAGGAGAGCGAGGCGCGGGAGCUCCGGAUCAUGUUCCCCGGGGGCCCCGGGAUCUCUGCCGGGGAGAGUGGGUGCCCUCCGCCGACCCCAGAAGCCUCUAGCAGCGCUCUGCACAGGUUCAGUGUGUUUGGAGAAGAGAGCCACAAAGAUGAUGAUGCACUGAGCCGGUUCAGCCUGUACAGCGGGUUCCUGGCUCGGCCCCUGUUUGCCCCUCACUGCACGAGGCUGCCCUCCCCAACUGAGAGGACAGCGGUGUGUCCAAACAGGGACAGCAGCACCUCAGUGACCGGAGAGAGCAGCAGCCCCUCCCCUGUGUGUGAGCAACGCUCAGAGCGUGCGGACAGUCCGCAAAGCACCCCCUCCUCCUCGGAUCCGGAGUCAGGAAGUGAAUCGGAGAAGCCCAGGGACUUCCAGGGUCUGGAGCGAGACCCCACUGACAUCAUGGCCAAGAUCUUCCCCCAGCAGCGGCGCGACACCCUUGAGUCCAUGGUACGUACCUGUAAAGGAGACCUGGUCCGGUCCAUAGAGCUGGUGCUGAGCUCCAAGGACAACCAUCUGGACUCCGAGGGCUCCUCUGUUGGUAAGCUCCCCUGCGGAGCUCUGGGGAGCCGAUCUGCUUUCUCCCCGCUGCACAUGCACCCCACGGCCGCAGGAGGGGAGGGUGUGUUCGGGAUCAGCCCUCGCUUCGGGGUCAGCCCCCUCCGGCUGGCCUACUCCUCCGCAAGCGGCUUUAUGUCCCCGUAUAUGAGCUCUGGACUGAUGCCUAUGUUCCCCCUGCGGCCCCCCCUGGACUCCUACUCCUUUCCGGGCAUGAUCCGGGACCUGUCUUCCCUUCAGAAGGAGUCUCGGUGCAGCCCGGGGCUCUACAGCAGACUCAGCUCCGACAAAUGAUUGUUUUGUUCAUUUUAGAACAUUUGAUUAAUGUCGACUGAUUUCACAUUAAAGUGCCUCAAACAAAAGCCAUACUUUUAUGCUGUAAAUAUUGUUUAUUUUUAAUAAAGCUUUCAAACAUG